AUGACGGAAGCGCAAUGCAACACGCAGUUGCCUUCAGGUCACGACGAUGAGUUUUUGUAUGCAGUUGAAGAUGAUUUUAUUUGCUUAAUUUGUCAUUUGCCGUUGAAGGAGCCAGUUCUUACAAGAUGUGGUCACAGAUUUUGCAAUGCAUGCCUCGAAGAAUAUUUGCUAAGGUACGUAUAAAUGACUGAAUUGUAAACUUGAAUGUUUAAAUUUGAAUAACUUUGAACCGAAACCUUCCACCUUUUACUCUAGCAGUGUGUUCCAGUAAACUCCUCAAUAGUCCGAACAUCUCAUUCACGAAAAUUCUUUCUUCAUCGACAUAAAAGUCGUCAUAGCUUAGUAAAUUUCUUGGUCGAAGGCAAUGUUGAUCAGUCAGGGGCAGCCAACGAGAAUAUAAUUCAAAACCAUUCAAACAUAGCAUUGUUAAUUAAACGGUAGAUAUAGGCAUAUUUUUACCCCCUAAAAAUUUUUCAUCUGUUCGGAUUUCCUAGCUGAAAGUCUAGUGAUUCGAAAAUUAUGGGGAUCAAAACUUACCUUUUUCGAAAAUUUCAGCUAGAAAAAAGGCUCCCGAGACUUGUAGGUGGCCUUUUCAGGGUAAAAAUCCAUUAAAAACGGGCAAUUAUACCAUUUUUAGAUGUUCGAAAAUCCUACGAGAGGCAGACUAGCAAGAAAUUUUGCAAAAAAGGUUCCGAAAAUUCUAGAUCUCAAAUCGUCUUCCUAACAGAUAUUUUCCGAAAAUUGUCGUUGGGAUGGUGCCCCUGAUCAGUGGUUGAUCCACUUUAGUUUUUAAAUAUAGGAAAAGGCAAGCUGAAAAAUCUUUACUGAUGCAUUCAUGCGCUAUCGUUAUUGGCGCAGUUGACAGUUAAGCUUGUUUUCUAUCAACUUUUAAAAUGACUAAAUGAUUUUGGUUUCCACUGUUUGGAGAUAAAGUAGUACGUUCGUUGUCGUCAGUUUGGUAUCACGUGAUCCAUGGUUGCUCCACAGGUACCCCAAUCUCACGAGUGAGAAUCGUUGUUGCGAAACCGAAAUAUUAUAACAGUUUAUAUGAAGAUUUAAGCGAUCGUCAUUUAGGGGUCAAAAAAUCUUAAUAAAGAUACAUCAGAAUUUCUAACCUUGUGUGCUUGUCAAGGUUUUCCAUUUUUGGCCCUUUUUAGGGCGAUUCCAGCCAGUUUUAGUUCCGCCGUUCUUCGUUGCCGACCUGUGGUUGCUCUUGCGUAACCCUGCCGUCCUUGCAGAGCAUUAAAAGGUUUUGAAGUUUUUGAAAUGUAUUACGCUUUUCCGUAGAUUGUAGGCUCGGAAAGCCUGUGCUAAAUCGUUGGAAAUCAGAGAUAAGUAGUAGAAAGAAGUAUAUAUAAUAGCGGACCUAAUUGGUGGAAGGAGUUUUACUUUAAGUUUCUGCGUCCUAUGAUGGGACAGAAACCUGUCCAUAGAUGACCUUAAAAACCAAGCUUCACAAGUGAGGGGGGAGGGGGCGGGGGCGGGGCAAGCUCAUUUUCGUGACGCCCUGAUCGACCAUUUUUGGUGUCCAUGAAUCGUGGUCAUCGUGAUGUAUCGAUAAUGUACAGAAAAAACCUCUCUUCUUCGUAGAGGCUUCCUUUGGGUAUCCCAGUAAAAGUAGCAAUAAUCGAAAAAUAGAAAGCGCGAGGGGGACGAUGGGAAGAGGGAAAAGGCGGGGACCUUUCUUCUCCCUUUCCCCUUCCCAUUGUGCCCCGCGCACUUUCUUUUUUUCUCUUUCUCCCAGCCUCUCUGCGACACAAAGAAAGCUCUGUGGAGGAGAGAGCUGAAAACUGUUCUGUGAAUCGUGAUUGAAAGGCACUCCAUAAAACCUGAACUGCCAAAAUCCUCGAUUGUUUACAGGUAAUCACCAAGUUGAAGAAAAUAAUUAAUUUGGGCAAACGCAUCUGGCGGCUUGAUUUAACUUCACUUUUCGAGUCUUUUUUUAUAACUUCACAGGGAGUGAUCAAACAACGUGAAAAAGAGUCUGGUUAAGUUGCGAUAUUUCGACUGGCCAAAUUAACUCUAUUCGCGUUGUUUGGUCAGUCCCUGCAAAAGUCUUCUUGACUGUAACGUUUUCAAUUUGAUCUAUUUUGACUGAUCACGAUCUUUUUGGAUCCGACGUUGAGCAAGUUUGAUCGUACACGGUUUUUGCAGUGGUUUUUUUUACCUUAACUAAAACAACAUAGCUUCACACUUCAGUGCGCUCAGACCUACCUGCAGCUGGCUCCCCUAGGGAUUUUAUACAGUGAUUUUCGUAAGGUUCGUUAAAUUCUAGUUAAGUUAUAUAUAAUAGAGGAACUUCGUACGACCUCAAAGUUUUGAGAAGUGUGAAAGCCUUGUUUCACGACUCGUGACACGCAAGAUUGUUGUUCGUGAAUUCGUGAUGAGUCCCUGACUUGCCCUUCCCCUCCCCCUCCCCCUCACAAGUGGCGAACCCAGGACACACCUUAUGCACAAUUUACGAUUAUAACAUAGCUAGAAAAUUCGCGUAAUCAAAUUCAAUAGCGCGAGCGUGCUUCAUAUUCCUAUUGAGCACGCUGAUGACGUCAAUAAACUAUUCGUAAUUCCUCGAGUUGUUGGGAACUUAGCAAUCCUGAGUCUCCCGAGUGCAUCCAUAACUCAGCAAUAGACAAUGAAGCAACCAUGUGUUUUAUUUAAGUUUGAAUUUGUUAACCGAUAGUAAUGAGUGUUGUUGUUGUUGUUGUCAUCUCCGAGCUGUGCGGGCUAUGGCGUGAGAUCAUUCUUUGCAAAGUUGUUUUCUCUCAAUAACAAUUUUUCGGUAAAUUAAAAGUUUUCCGGCACCUAAAUAUGGAUUUUGCAAUCAUUUUAGAGUACACUUUCUCUCAGUUUCAGGAUAAAAACAUAAGAUUAACUGUGAUUAAAAUUUGACGCGUACUUUUUGAGCGCGCCCUUCAAUAAUAAAAUUUUCAGUUAACUGCUCUUGAUUUGAUAAUGUUAUAAAACAAUUAGUUGGAGAUAUUGAGCACGUUUUACGCCUGUGCUCUCCAAACUGUGAGUUAAUUAAAUUUCAUUUUUAAGUCUUCUUGAUGCGAUUGGCGUUUUAUGUGUGAGCAUUUAAACAGGAACACUUCACUGAACCAAAGCUAUUUUAAACCAAAGUAUAAAUUAAUUUCUUUUAGACACAUUUUAUUUAAAAACCCUUUUUACUACACUUGCUGCUACCACAGAUUGCGUAUUAGGUCGUAUUGAAGGCGCUGAACCGUUUAAAACAAGAACAUAAUUUGCAUGAUUAUCUAUCCAUUUGUUUAGUGAUAUAUUUAUCCAUAAUUUUAAUUGCCUUCAAUACACUUAAAAAAAAAACAGACAAGAAGAUGAGAACCAGCCUUACACCUGCCCUGCAGAUAGGGAAGGCCUGGACCGAGACAAGGUAUAUAACUUUCAUUUACCUUCUAAACUUUUACGUGCACUGUGUUUUGGUCUUGUCUAUUUCUUAGGUAAAAUUGCGAACAAAGUCGAUCGAAACAAGCUGCCCGAGGUGAUAAAACAAGUUUUUUUUCAAGCUUGUAGAACAAGAAAAUCUUCUGACACGCAUCCAUACUUUUUUUCGUAUUCGGGAAAAUGUGAAAUUAAUUUCAGAAGUAUUUCAGCAAUUCAAAGCAAGGCCUUCUUCGAUUUUUUUAAAGUAAUAAUUAAAAUGAUAACCAUCAUCAUCAUUAUCAUGCAUCAUCAUAUUCAUAAUCGAGGUCGUUAUGGAUACAUUCUAAUUCAACCACUGGCUGUUAUGCAGUUAAGAAAUAGAAGAAAAACUGUCCUCUAAAUCACAGGGACAUCUAUGUACAGAACUUUUUUCCAACGUGUCUGUGUUAACGCGUCUUCCACAAUCUCAUAUCCCUUAAUUACAAUCUGUCAAGAAACAAUGAUGCCGAAUGAUGGGACAUGCUUUGUCAAUCCAAUUCUAAAAGCUUUUUUUCUGCAGCGACUUGGGUAUUUGCUAAGAAGCCAAGAACUCAUUCAGGAUACAUGCUAUCACAAGUGUAGUUCGAGAGUAUAUUCCCUCUAAACCAGAAAGGACAGAAAGUGAAGGUGUCCGGACCACUAGCGGCGCACCGGUCCUUUUGAUCUUCCGUAACAGACUACGCCAACUAAGAAAUUUAUUAAUCUUAUUCUCAUUCAAUUGAUCUUGAUCAUAAGCACGUUGUGUCUUUUUUUGUUGUUAUUGCAAUGUGAUAGGAUUUAUUCCCAGACAAAGCAACAGGAAGAAAAAUUUUGUCUUUGGUUAUCAAAUGUCAAAGUGUUGGUUGUUCGUGGACUGGUGAGCUGAGGAGCAAAAAGGUAAAAAUACUAAACCAUAACUAUUUUCAAGGCGCAAUGGAUUUAGUUCGUAUCAAGCACGCAUCUUAAGCAUGAAACUUUAUCAUUCCCAAGUCGAGUGGAACCCACACCUUUUCAUCCAUGUAUAAGUCUCACGUAAAAUCAGGUACUUUUCUCAAGGCCAAUUUACUAGCAACGAUUAUCGGGCAAUUUUCUACCUAAAGAAAAACGCCUAUUAAAAUCGGCUUAACAUAGGGGCGCUUUGAAAAAUUUAGUGUUCCACAAGCCGAUUUUUGUACUCGCCAUAAUUAAUGUUUUUCUCAGAAAAUCGUAACAAAUCUGAACAAAUCUUAGAGAUUAAACUCAACCAACGCUACAAUCCCGGACAAAACUACUUGAGAAAGUUUUCCCCAUCAUGUCCACUUUCCUACGCGACAAAACUAUUUCCAAAACGACGCCUUUGCGGAAAGAAAACCCCUUCCCCCAAUUCAAUGUUGCUUCCCACAAACGCCCAGGGAUCAGGCCUUCUUUUGAAUACACAACAACAUUGCUUUCAGGGGAAGGGGGAGAGGGAAGAACCGGUACAGCUAAGAUGUUUAGAAAAAUGCUGUCCAAGUAUAUAAUUUUCUCAACAGUUUUGUCCAAGAUUGUGUACAAGCUAAGGUGAUUCGCGUUUUCUUGCAAGAAUAUUUGCAAGGACAAAACAAAAACAUGCUAAUAAAAAGCACUUUACAGAAGCUGUUUUGAGCAGAAAGUUUUACGCCAGACCAUCUUCUCAUAGAAAAGCAUGACCUCAUAUAAGUUUUUUGCAGCACCCUCUUUAAAACAGUCAGAUUUCGCAAUAGCCGUACAACGCGUGCUAAUUCCGUGGGAUGCCUGUGGCACUCACACGGUAAAAAUCCGGUGCGGUUGUACCCAAAAUUGUAAAGCCAGCCAAUAGGAUUGCCUAAAAUCUUUAUCGAUUAUCUCUUCUUCCAAUCUGACUAAUCAGAUUGUACAAAAUCUGUAUAGAUUUUUAAUCGAUUUGCUUCCUCUGAAGAACGUUGAAAUCAGAACGUUCCUUGCCAAAUUUGUCGCCCUUGCGUUUUGCCACUCGUGGCUUAGGAUGGCUUGAUAACCAGCGAAAUCCUCCGGGAUACUGGUAAGUCACGAAAGGCGACCUAAGCCAAAUUAUUUCUUCCCUUCAUGAUUCUUUUUUGUUUAGGCCUAGCUUUUUCAUAAGGUUUUAGUAGCGUCUGGUUGCGGGCCAUGAUUUCCGAUAGAUUUUUCUAUUCGGAGUUCGCCAGUUUUUGCCGAGCACAGCUAGAGUUCAGUUUUUUUCUUUUCUCAUCGAAAACACCUUGACGAUGGGAGGUUAAAUCGCGUAAAUUUCAACUCGUACCCUUGACGAUUGGCGGUGAAAUCGCGAAAAUAUUGUCUUCUUCGAUCGACGACUCGCUUUCGUCAUGGAUUGGACUUCUGGAUGGGACACGGAUCAGGACCUUAAAAAACUUAUUAUACCUUGGAAUCAGGGAUAAUCAUUGGAACUACGUUAACUUUGAGACCUUGGAAACACAUUGCAAUUAAUUUUUAACCGUAUCAAGAGCAUCUUGGAAUAUUAAACUUUCAUCUUGCAUUGAAACAUUGGAACUUUAUCGAACUUUGUAACCCUGGGUUCCACCCUGGAUAAAGGAAGCGGAUGUUUUGUUUUGUUUUGUUCCAUUAACCUAAAACUACAAUGUUUAUUUCUCUUUGAAAAAGUUACCUGUGGCUACUUACUACCAAGAUAUGACGUAUCUUUAUACAUAUAGUUCCUGUUCAGGUUAAUCAGAGAGCAUUAUGCGCAUGUUCUCCAUUACUUGUUUCCGUUAACAUUCCAAUUUAAGUUACACGGGUAAACCUUGUUUUGAUGCAAAAUAACUUCUUUUUCUUAUCCAAAUCGUGCUAUGAAAAUAACUACAUAGCGAUAGAUCAAAACAAGAUCAACUCCAUCCUUGCGACCACUGACAACUAUAAAUUUAGCUUGCGUAGCAGGUGUCGAAAGGGGUAGGGGAUAGGGAGGAAGCAAAAAGAGGAUGUGGAUUGGGGAGAAAUAGUAGCCUGUCACGCAGGCUACUCUAAAUUCAGUCAUAAGCUCAUUAAACCAACCCAUACAGGUAACCUACUCAUCGAUGCUCAUAACAUGACACAUCUUUCCGGUUUCCCUAAUUUUUCCAAAUUCAGAUAGAACGCUAUUAUGCUUCCAUAGACCAACGCAUCCCACGGAAACGACUUUAGGCGUCUUGUUGUUACAUAUUUUCCUGUAGUUCCGGAAUGGAAGGCCGGGAAAAUGUGAAAAGUAAUUUAUCUUUUUCAGAAGAGUCUGCACAAGACUUGUAUGACGGUUCUCUUCGAAGAAAAGGAGUUCGUAGUGUUUAUUUAGGGACAUAAUAGUCAAGUGAGUCAAUCCGAUAUGGAACCGUUUCCCGUCACGUGGAAAUUGCUUCUCAGAGCUUAUAAUUGGUUAAACAAUGGAGGUUACAGAAACUUUGUUUAUUAAAAGUCGGUUAACUUUUUAGGAUAAUUCCAUGGAUAGAAUAAUAUUACGAUUAACAAAGCAUUGAAACGGUUAACACCAUUUCGUUCUCAAUAGAGAAUGACCUUCUGAUUCUUUUUAAACUUCCCUGUUAAUCGUUGUUAACCGUUGCUAAUCUUCGCAGCCGCUCAAAAAUGUCCUGUUAAUCGUUCCGACUUGCAGAUAUUGUGGAGAGCAAAAGAUUAGAAGUCAAUUUUGGCAACUUUUAUCAUGCCUUGGUUUACAAAUCAUCAAUUUAGGUCAUAAUUUUUCCAGUCAUAUGUAACCCGAAGACAACACGUGCACUUUUACAGGUCACGCGAUAGUACAUUUUGUCACGUUAUCGCGCGUGACAUUUCUAGAUUUCAUAGUGUUUCUCUGGACUGGACAUCGCUACAAUUUCAAAAGUAAGCAUUGAAAUGUGAAAAGUAAAAAUGCAGCUUUUGUAAUAUUUAAUCCUCCCUCCAUUUGAUGCUUUUAUUCUUUGCAAGUGCUUUCCCAUUGACUAUUUCGGCGAGGGGACAAUCAGUUCAAAGUUGUCGGGUCACGCACUCUGAAAAUUCAGCGAAAGUUUCAUGUGUUAUUUGUUGAUCGAAUCGUAGUGGGUGAAAUUCCCGUUUUCUGGCUAAUCUGCUUGACGGACACGUCCUUUUCGUCCUCGAAAAGCGCAAUGUAUGCCCUCUGCUCUUCAGUCAAAGGGCGCGUAAAAACCAUGCAUGGAAAACGAAUUUCACAAACGUUUUUGACUGACCACUCCAAUCAAGUAAGACAUACCAAUUGAUUUUCUUGUCAUAAACGCCUCUGUUUUCACUCAUUUUGCAUUAAUUAUCUACUUUUCUUUGAAAUGUACUACAUUUAUUAAGAACAGGCUUAUUUGGCUGCGUUAAAGGCUGCAAAUCGCCUUUCCCAGUCAAAUACAGUAGCUUUAUAACUCCUGAAGUCUUCUUAUAGUACUGAUCAUGCAACAACAGCAAGAUUCUCGUAGCAGUUUUGAGGUAUUUGUAGUCAAAUACUCUUCAGAUACCUUAAUGCUCCAACCCAUAAUCCUAUUGGCAGUUUACUAGGCUUUGAAGGCAUAUGACUUCUUGAUGUUUUUUUAGUCACCCGAAAAGGGAACUGAAUUUCACUCUGGAACUGUUUUGGGGACCACCUCUUAACCAGUUCUCUGCGCAUCAUCGUAAUAACCAAGGAAAAACCAAUGACUUCCCAAUGAACAGUCUCGAAUUGCAAUUCCGGUAACAUGCAAAACCGACCGCCCUGUCGCACACGAACCCUCAAAGUGCCAAAUACGCGUUUUUUUCCGGCAAAUAAGGAAAAUCGAUAUCACUGCAUAAAAGCUCUUCUGGUUUCAAUGAAACAAGUGAAGGAGUUGAUGUAUUCUUUGCGAAUAUAGUUCCCUAUUACAUUAGCUGAGAUUUCGGAUUAGGAACAAGCAAUUUUCCCCUUCAAAAAUGAGAACCGUUUUAAUAACCUAAAAAUAGCCUAAAAACUGAGCUAGAUAUACUAGUAAACAUACCUCCUCUCUUGAUAUAACCUUGCCACACCAUUAGAAUAAUUAAAAGACCAUUCAUUAUUUGUGCCAGGGGGUGGGCUGGCAAGAAUGAGGGGUGGGCCACAUCAAAUUCAGGACAGUCCGAGGGGGGGUCAUCAAUAAAUCUGCACACAAAGAGGGGGGACUACCUGAAUUUUUAUUUUUGUUUUAUUUUCAAACAAAAGCUUUCAGAGCUCUCGGGACGAACGGUACAUGGUUUGCAAGCCUCCUAAAGGCUAACAGUUCAAUACUGGUAGUUUAAAGACUUUAAAGCUUAUAAAGGAAACAGUCACAAUUUCAACGAAAUGUCAUGUCCCAAUACUACGGCCCGAGGUCUUCCUCGUUAGUUUUGGUCCCUGAGGAGUUCCCACUGCUGCAAUGAUCAACAACAAGGUCAAGCUCGUAGUUACUAAUUCCGACAGAAUUACUAGACAAUACUUCUUCCUCUUGCCUACAGAUGUUUGUGUUGAUUUCUAAACUUGUUUGAAAGAAACGUGAGCGAUGAUUCGUUGGAUUUUACCGGCCUUUUUAUCUUGCCUUUUAGUGAAAGUUUAAAAUGAAAGAAACUCUUUUUUUACCUUUAUUUGCUGGAUUUCACCAGCACGAAAUAAAGUGUCCCAGUUAAUCUACCCGGCUGUCUGACUUACAUUUUGUAGAGGGUUGCUACUGGCUGGAAGUGAGCUUCACGGAAAUCUAUACUUUUUUUAUGUUUUAAUACCUGGUUCGUUUUUAUCAACGCUUUAUCUUGGACAAUACUCUUUACUCCGGAAUGAAAAACAAACUAUCACUUGGUUAUUCUGAUACAAAAAAAGAUUAAAAAGAACUGGAGUGUCAUCGAUCCUUGCAGCUACUUCAUUGCCCAAUUUUCAGGCAUUUUUCGCAUUCGAGCCUCUUCCAUUUCUGCACAUUCCUGAAGACUCAAGGAUGAGUUCGGCUUCUGAAUCCAAAAAGCAGUUUGUAAUAUAUAACCUGUCUAUUUGUUGUGUUCCAGCAUACCCUUAACUAGGCAUAAAUAAUGAAUGGUCCCUAACAGGGAUCCUACGGCAUUCGUAGGAGUAUUUGUUAACUUACAAAAUAAGUUCUUAUUACAUCAGCUUGCAAGCUUCCGAAGUAACACAUGGCUUAUAACUUUUGAAAACACAUUUUUUUAGAAAUUAAACAUGUCAAACUAAAGCUGGAAACUUCAGUACUCACUACUAAAGUCGGGGGUAAAGGAAAUCGCUAAAAUACACACAGCAAGCAAGAACAAACCAAGUCAAUAAGAUUAACUGCAUUAUAUUGGAAAUUCCAGUGAUUAUUUAUCUUCUUGAAUCUUUUACCUGAAUUCCCGUACAAAUCCGCAUACUCUGAGUUGCUCAUGGCCCCCUUUGUGAAUUACGGAAUAUGAUACCCCCCAACCUUUUUGGUUAGCAACAUUUGGUGCUCGAUAUUCAUUGCUUGUUCAAUUGUCCGAUUUGAUCUGAGGAGGAGAACUGCCAUAUAUGGGCUAUAUAAUUAUGUGCCGCUGUGAAGGGUAUGGUUUUCAGGCAGUUUACUCUAGGAUAGAGUAUAUAAAUCAGACAGUUUGGGUCUAGAAUAGGGUAUCAUUUUCCAGAAAACUGAUCAAUUGGUUGAAGAUUGAUUGAUUAGUUCGUUAGAGCUCAUCAUUUGUCUUUUUGUAGGGUCACUUCGAAUUCUGCAGCAAGUUUCCCGUUCCCUGCCCUAACAGCUGUGAUGAAUCAAUUACCAGAGAAAUGGUAGAUGUAACUACAUUUCAUCCUAAUAAAAGUAAUUCAUCAACGAUAAAAAAAAUAUAUUUUUUACCGAACCGAGUCUAAGUUAGAGAGAAUUUAAAACCGUACAAGAUUCAAUCAGUAAUUCGUCAACAAUAGAUCAAAGGUAGACCGUUGAGAAUGUGGAGUUUUAUAAACUAAUAAAACAGAUGUUAACUUUGUAAAACAUUCCAGUAACAUGCGUUGCAGUUCUACACAACAAUACUAGCAACCCUAAGAAAGGAAGUACGGAUGCAUAAAAUCAGCCCCGUUUUAGUUCCUGAAUUUGCCUCAUGACGUCACAUAUGAACCUUCUUGAUCAAUGGAACCGGGGUGUGCCAAAGAAAUUUAGACUUGAAAAUUUGUAAUAAACUCUCAUUUUGUUCAAAACGCAAAUCUUUUUCCAAGAAGUUCUUGUAGUAAUGUGUCUUUUCAGUUAACAAUUAAGAUAAAAUUUCUUAAAACUGGAAUAUACCUAGGUUACGAAGAUAAUUACCGUUUCGGUUGUGAGUUGACUUUCUUUAUUACUUUUUUUAGAUUCCAAAUCAUAUUAAAGACCACUGCCCUUUGACCCCAGUUUCCUGUCCGUUUGCUCAGAUGGGAUGCAUCGAAAAGGUUUGUUCUUUCGCAGAUAAAACUGUGACUUAUCAGCAGGCUAGCUGAUAAUUUCAUCUUUCAAGCAUUUGAAAGACGAAAGAAACAUAGUUAAUUCUACCGUUCCAUCAUAUCUUCAUUUCCUUAAAUUUAGCUGUUUAUUAUUGCUAUUUUAGUGGGUAACACCUGUACAAAAUGGUAAUACUGAAUAAACUUGUUGUUGUUGUUGACUUAGCCAGAGAAUUGGAUAUAUGACGUAUCCACUUAGAGGAGUUAUUACGGACCAGUUUUUGCACUCACAACAGGUUUAUUCCAUACACUGUAAUUUCUCAGUACACAGUUAAAACACCGCGGAAGACUCAGAGAGAAAGAGAGUAAAAAAAAAAAACCUGGUUACAUUUUCUGCUUAUCUUGGUGGUCCCUAGUUUAAUGCCGCGUGGUCGUUUAUAUACCUAAAAAAUGUCCUCGUGGGAGUUAAUUGGCACUUCGUAAUAAUACCGCUAUUUUAACAUGUCUACGCAGUAACGCUCUAGCUUUGGGCGGAAUGCAAAACAUUUGGCAAUUGCAAACAUACUCACUGAUAUUGUAAAUGAGCACAGUAAGUCGAGCACCGUCCUUCUUCCUUUCCAUACCGUUUGCCUGUAGCACCACGGCACGCCUUUCAGCAACGUUUCUAUCUACCAUUUCAGAGAUUUAGGUAAACUCCUAGCCAAGAAAAACUUUUAAGGUGUAAAGAGGUAAGGCUAAAUUGGCAUUCUUUAACCUUCUUUGAUCACCCAGUUGGCUAAACAAGUCAUGGAAUCAUUUACGAUUUUUACUUCUUGGGCCAUGGUUGAUCACAUUAUUUUAUACUACUUUCCACAACAAGACUUUGCAAAAUGACUGGGUACGACUUGCAAUUGCAUCUGAGGUACAGAAGUAGAAUCUGAACAUAAAUAGAAUAUUGUUCAUGCACAAAAAUGUUUUUAAAGUACCCGUGAGUUCUACAGGCUCUUAUACACAGAGGAUGGCAAAAUAAUCUAAUUUUACAGAAAAAGGUGUCUGGCGUCAACAAGGUUGUGAAUUUCAAGGACUUUCAAGACCUAGUGAGAAAUCAAGUACUUUUCAAUGACCUAAACUGAAUUCAAGGAAUUUGCAAGGCCUUUUCAAGAUUGUACGAACCAUGUUAUAUGUCCUUUUUCUGCAGGUUCAGCGCAAAAACUUGGAUUUGCAUCUUCAAAAAGCAUUGCAAGAACAUCUUCACUUUGCUUGUGAUAAACUCAACAGUACGCAGGUUCAGUUGGGUGAAACACGAGUACAGUUGAAAGAAACACAAGCGGAAUUGAAAUUAACGAGGGAUCAAGUACGUGAAACGCAAGACAUAACAAGAAAUUUGGUGGGAAAACUAAACAUGCUUCAAAGGCAUUUUGGGCUGAAAUCGAGUACAGAUAAGGAAGAUGGCAACACCCGAUAUAUUUGGAAGAUUGACAAAUUCAGUGAUAUUCUGAGGCAAGCGAAGGCAGGAGAGAGGGAAACGAUAGAAAGUGAUCCAUUCUUCACUGAAUGUUACGGUUACAAAUUAAAAGUGUCAGUUAUUCCUCAUUUUGCCGGGUAUUUUACACAUUUGCCUAGCCGCAGGUCUCCUCAUCUCUCGGUCGCAAUUUUUUUAAUGGAAAGUGAAUAUGAUAACAUGUUACCCUGGCCUUUUAGAAAGAAAAUAACGUUCACUUUGAUUGAUCAACAUGAAGAUUUGAGACAACGAAAUAACGUUGUAGAUUAUUUAAGUUCAAAGAGACGAGGUCCUUUCAGUAACUUGUUUUUGAAAAGACCCGAGGAAGGAAAUUUAUGUAAGGGAGGAAUACCUUUAUUCAUUUCUCACAAGGUACUUCAAACAAGGCGUUACAUUGUGAAUGACACUGUGUUUCUUCAGGUGGAUGUAGAACCUGAUGAAUAG
Messenger RNA from Porites lobata, 12614 nucleotides. The record is from the annotation of a GenBank genome assembly. NCBI's taxonomy places the organism in Eukaryota, Metazoa, Cnidaria, Anthozoa, Scleractinia, Poritidae.